AUGGGCACGAAGAUGUGGCUUGAGCCCCCUCGAACCUGUCUGACUAAGCGCGUUUUGGGACGUCGUGAUGCUGGAGAGAAGGCUGCAGCAAAUGCGGCAUCGCAGCAAGAGCAGCAAGCACAGUCUGCGACAUCUCAGUCAUCACUGCUGCCAUUAGCGGCACAAGUACAGCCAGAUGUAUCGCAACAGAGCAAGAACAACAACGUAGACACAGUGGAGUCUGGCUCAAAAAGCACGCAGGGCUUCUCCAGUGCGCAGUCAUCAAUAUCAAAACCAACACCCACAACGAUGCCGGGCGUUCCGGCCAGUGCGCCUGACAUGAAUAUGUACACGGGGUUGCCCAUGCGGAAUUUGAAGGGCCGAUACAAACUACAAGACUUCACGAUCCUACGCACACUCGGCACAGGUUCAUUUGGCCGCGUGCAUCUCGUACAGUCCGUGCACAACCAACGGUUCUAUGCAAUCAAGGUGCUGCGCAAACAGCAUGUCGUCAAGAUGAAGCAAGUUGAGCAUGUGAAUAAUGAACAUUCCGUCCUGUCGAUGGUGCGGCAUCCGUUCCUUGUGAAUCUAUGGGGUACGUUCCAGGACCCGACAUUCUUGUACAUGGUGAUGGACUUUGUGCCCGGUGGCGAGCUGUUUAGUCUGUUACGGCAGAGCCGGCGAUUCCCAUCCCAAGUGGCGAAAUUCUACAUCUCGGAAGUGGCGCUUGCGAUCGACUUCCUGCACAAACACAACAUCAUCUACCGCGAUCUGAAGCCGGAAAACGUGCUGAUCGGUGCUGACGGACACCUGAAGCUCAUCGACUUUGGGUUUGCCAAAGUCACGGCCCAGUCCAACGGUAUGUGCUGGACGCUCUGUGGCACGCCUGACUACCUGGCGCCGGAGGUAAUCCGCGCUCGCGGAUACAAUGCCAGUGUGGACUGGUGGUCUGUGGGUGUGCUGCUUUUCGAGAUGAUGGCUGGCUACCCGCCGUUCUACACUGAAGACGGCAACCCCAUCAAGCUGUAUGAAAAGAUCCUCGCUGGCCAAGUGCACUACCCGUCGUUCUUCGAGCCUGGUGCGAAAGAUCUUCUUCAGUCGCUGCUCACGGCCGAUCUCUCGAAACGUUUUGGUAAUUUGCACCGCGGCAGCCGCGAUAUUUUCGCCCAUAUGUGGUUUGCUGAAAUCGAUUGGGAAUGUCUCUACCGAAAAGAAAUCCCCGCUCCCUACAUCCCUAAUAUCAAUAUGGAUGGCGACGCAAGCCAGUUCGAUAAGUAUCCUGAAAAUGAUCUGUCCGAGUACCAGCGACCCAAUGCUCCAGACGAGUUCCCUAACAUCUUCCCUGACUUUUAG
Messenger RNA from Malassezia globosa CBS 7966, 1332 nucleotides. RefSeq lists its product as uncharacterized. Gene Ontology annotation, cellular component: nucleus. NCBI's taxonomy places the organism in Eukaryota, Fungi, Basidiomycota, Malasseziomycetes, Malasseziales, Malasseziaceae. Bases 1 to 1332 code for a protein of 443 amino acids. The transcript has 3 exons. Gene Ontology annotation, molecular function: ATP binding; protein serine/threonine kinase activity. Gene Ontology annotation, biological process: protein phosphorylation. The record is from RefSeq and is a predicted model, not a curated record.